GAUAUUACCGACGGUCCCUGAACGCAGCGGCAGAAGAAGGACGGAUUCCUGGCAACGCCGCAACAAAGCUAACGUUAACCAUGUACUGCUAAACCGUGUGAAUGCAUUAGCUUCGCAAACAUGUACUUAUGUGUUUAUCUGGAGUGUUUACCAACUGAUACCUACCUCAUUGCUUCCUCAAAGGCGCGUUAACACAUUCACAAUGGAAUUUUUUAACGAGCCAAGCUAGCCCAGCUAGCACACUUUGUCUUCGUCGCAGCCACAAACGGUUGACUAGCUAACCAGAACGAGUUGUUGUUAGCUUCGGGCUAGUUUUGGCGAAAAUGGCAAUUGUGUCUGGGUCCUGUGCCAGGGUAAACGGGUCUAGAAACGGGCCUCCUGUGUCAGCUACACCCUCUGGAUCUGUCGGGCAGUCUCAGCCCAUGAUAGCGGUGUGGGAAUGGCAGGAUGACCAGGGUUACUGGCGGCCUUACAGCGGCCAGGUGAGCGCCUACAUCGAGCGUUGUCUGUCACCGCGGGGCCACAGAGGAGGAGCACCCGGCUCUACGAGCAUCUGUCUCGGACAAUCAGACCCCAGCCUGUCGCCUUACCUCAUUGACAUACCAAGCUUGAAGCAGUUUCGACAGGACACAGGUAAGACCCGGUCAGUACGCCGGUCUCUGUUUGCCCAGUCCUCCGGCCUUGGUAGUGGUGUUUACUGGGAAUGGGCCAACGAUGAAGGAGGAUGGACCCCAUAUGAGACGCGAACCUCUAUCCUUUUGGAGCACAGCUAUCAGGCUCGCCAAGGCACAGCAGAUCUGGGCCCCCAUGGAUACAAUUAUAUAGUGGAUCUCACAUCUCUGGCGCAGGUUAACAAAUCGACGGGUUUCAGACGCCAGGUGCGACGCCAAUGCAACCUCCCCUACCCGCUGGCUUCUUCCGGACCCCCAGCUAUCUCAUCGGGCCCCGCCUGCUCCUGCCAGCAGUGUUUAAGCCACAGCAGCACCGGACCCAUGCCGAGCCGUUCGCGACAUUCCUUCUCGUCAGGGAGUCUGAACCGGCCUAGUCUUCAAGGCACAGGAAGGGCUGUGGCGGCUCAUCCUACUUCUGUCUACUCCCCGUACCCCAGGAGACCUCUCUCAGUUGGUGGCAUGUCCUGGGGCAGCCCCUGGGCUCCACCGACAUCUGGCAGUCAACUUUCUGCACCUCUGACCAACUCUACCAGUGCCAAUGGGUUAAGUGUUCCUUCCAUCUCUGUGCAGCUGAAUGGAUCCACCAGCGUGAGCUCUGCCCUAGCAGGCAUGGCCUCCAUUUUGAUGUCAGCAGUGGGACUCGGCGUGCACUUCACCUCUGCCCCUCUCCCUCAGCAGCAGCAGCAUCCGCCGCCACAGCAUCAGCAGCCUGCUCCUUUCUCUCUUCCUCCUCCUCCUCCUCUCCUUCCCCCAGCCAGCAGGCCCAUCAAGCCCCACAGCAGCAGCAGCACCAGCACCAGCAGUUCAGUUAGGAGAGCAAAGAGACAGCACAGGAGAGCAUCAACUCAGAGACCCGAGGAGGUGAUUCAGCGCUACAUGGAGGUGGUGGCUGGAGUACAAGACGAGGACUGUAUUAUCUGCAUGGACCAACUGUCCAACCCAUCUGGCUACGAGACCCCAUCCACAGAGGAGGGAGGCCAGAGCAUCCAGCCAGACACUGUGGGAAAAUUCAUCAAAUGUGGGCACACCCUGCAUAUGCUCUGCAUGCUGGCCAUGUACAACAAUGGAACGAAGGAUGGCAGCUUGCAGUGCCCCUCGUGUAAGACAAUCUACGGCGAGAAGACGGGCACCCAGCCGAAAGGCAAGAUGGAAAUAUACAGCAUCGCACAGUCGCUGCCAGGCCACCCAGACUGCGGCACCAUCCAGAUAAUCUAUAGCAUACCACCCGGCAUACAGGGUCCCGAGCAUCCCAACCCAGGCCAGCCGUACACCUGUAGAGGCUUCCCUCGCUUCUGUUUCCUGCCAGACAACGACAAGGGCAGAAAGGUCCUCGAGCUGCUGAAGGUGGCGUGGAUGCGACGUCUCAUCUUCACCGUGGGAACGUCCAGCACCACCGGAGAGCCCGACACAGUGGUGUGGAACGGCAUCCACCACAAAACCGAGAUGAUGUCCAACUUGUCGGGCCACGGCUACCCUGACCCCAACUAUUUGGACAAUGUUCUGUCUGAGCUGGCCUCUCAGGGCGUGACAGAGGACUGCCUCAAACCCCCAGGAAGCGGCAGCGGCGCCAGCUAGGCCUCAGCUCCGAGCUUCGCACGCUUCCACUCACCGCUAACCCACCGAGAGUUAACCCUCCUGAAUCCUCUGCUCUGUGCCCAGGUGGACUUCCUGCAACAUCUGUGUGUUAAUAAAUUCAUGUCAGCGUCCACCCAAACCUCAUGGAGUGAGCGAAGGGAGGGAAAGUGAGCUAAAUAAAAGCCUUGAAUCUUCUUUGAGAGGAGACACAGUUGGAGUAGAAUUGUUUGGUUGCAUCACGUGUUACAGGAGAUUGGACUCAGAUUAAAAAAAACAAGAAAAAAGCAGCAGGGCUCCACUGACUGAGCCCUCCAUCAAACCUCCAUCAGCUGGAGGUUCUUUCUGUUUGUUCGUCCGUUUGUUUGUUUGUUUUAUUCUAUUCUCUUCUUUUUCUCAUCAAGCCUCAUCUAUAUCCCCUCAUUCGGUUUCCAUGAGAAUGAGAGCUUACGCUGGGGAUAAAAGGUCUCACAAGCACUUUAGUUCUGACGCUGCAUUUAGCUGGCAAGAUGUGCGAUCUCCCCAUAAAGGGCAAUUCUUCUUCUUCUUCUUCUGUUGUUUUUAAAUUGGUAACUAAUGCCAAAGUGUUUCUGCUGAAAACGUUCACGUUUAGCUCAGCGACAUGGACACCUCUCGUAGCAAACUCCGUAUUGAUGAGAAGAGGCAAUAUUUACUGUUGUAAAUAAAUCUAAAAAAGAAUUAGACAAAAAUAUGUUUAAAAAAACAUUUAACACUACUUCUGAUCUGACCGUGAUAUAUUUAACACAAUUUGAUGAGAAGAAGCACUCACAACAGUCUGAUUUAACUUUUUAUUUUAUUUUUUAUUUUCGGAUGUGCAGAACCUACGCCACGUUAGGUUCACUCACUUAAAUGUUUUACAGUUUGUGUUGCCGUGUGUGACACGGGGACAAGGUGUAUAGCUCCCCGACGACCUCAGUUCUCCUGUCCAGACAGGUGUAAACGGCUGCCGAGAUGAAACAAAAAAACAAAACAACGGCUCUGGAUGAGAACAUUUUUAGUGUGACAAUCAAGGUCAUCGGACUCGUCUUGAUUUUAAAGAAAAAAAGAUCCUGCGGGUUGCCGCCUCCUGUAUUCACAUGCAUUAUUCUGCUCACAGUACUGCAGUACAGUCGCUCAACUCAGUCUUGACAUGUAUACAAACAACAAGAAAAAAUGGGGGGAAAAAAAUAUCUGCAAUAAAGACAUAAUGCAAAACGA
Haplochromis burtoni (Burton's mouthbrooder) is the source of this 3461-nucleotide messenger RNA. RefSeq names its product deltex 2, E3 ubiquitin ligase (gene dtx2). Gene Ontology annotation, cellular component: nucleoplasm. Lineage: Eukaryota; Metazoa; Chordata; Actinopteri; Cichliformes; Cichlidae. Gene Ontology annotation, molecular function: ubiquitin protein ligase activity; zinc ion binding. The record is from RefSeq and is a predicted model, not a curated record. Gene Ontology annotation, biological process: protein ubiquitination; Notch signaling pathway. The transcript is spliced from 9 exons. Bases 324 to 2246 code for a protein of 640 amino acids.